Molecule: messenger RNA, 598 nt
Organism: Cyphomyrmex costatus
Lineage: Eukaryota; Metazoa; Arthropoda; Insecta; Hymenoptera; Formicidae
Product: general odorant-binding protein 56h
Exons: 5
Coding region: 43-435 (130 amino acids)
Biological process (GO): sensory perception of smell
Molecular function (GO): odorant binding
Source: RefSeq, a predicted model, not a curated record
UCACAGGUUUGAAUCCCCAUCGUGCUGAAAAGAAAAAUCGAAAUGAAAACAAUUGUUAUCUUGUUUGCCAUUUCCUUCGUCGCCGUCUUGGGUCAUCCAGAAUUGACAGACGAAGACAUAGCAAAACAUAAAGAGCAUCACGAAUCCUGUAUGAAUGAAAACGGUCUCAAUGAAAGUACAGUCGUAAACAAAUGGAAAGAUGACAAUGACGAAAAAUUAAACUGUUACAAAACUUGUUUAUUAAAGAAAUCCGGAACUAUGAAUGCGGAUGGAAAAAUUGAUGUGGAAGUAGCUCGUGCUAAUCUGGAAAAAAAAGACAUAGCGUCAGAAAAAAUUGAAGAAAUGAUUAAUGCAUGUAAAGACGUCACUGGAACCGGUUGUGAAAUGGGACGCGAUGUAUUUAAAUGUUUCAUGCAAUUCUAUCCUCAAGAGUAAGCAAGCCAAAUUCCGCAAGAAAAUCUAAUUGGACUUACAGAAAGAGAUUUUAAUGUCAUCUAUCGUCUAUUAUGCUUUAGAUGACAUUAAAAUAUUAUCUUGCACUUGUGUCAGUUAUACAAAGCGCUGUAUUGAUAAAAAAAUAAAUACACGUUUCGUUUCA